AUGGCAACUGAAGAAGAAAUCAAACCCUUGCGUAAAGAUAGAGGUAACAUCAAACGAGCUUUAACAUCUUCGGAAACUAUUCUCUCGGAAAUUAAUUCAGAUACCGAUCUUCAAACUUUAAAUUUACAUGUUCGUUUGCAAAAUCAUUUAACAUUGUGGGAUCGAUUUGAAAUCACACAAACUAAAAUUGAUAAUUUGACCGACGAGGUAGAAAUGGAAUCACAGUUCAGCGAAAGAACAGAUUUUGAACAUAUAUUCCAUCGAAUAAGCGCGUUGUAUCAAAAACAUAUUCAAAAGUUAAACGUUUCAGAAAUUAGUCCGACACAAUCAAUUCACUCAGACACUAGUUUCACAAAUAAUGGUAGCAAUCCAUCCAAUCAAAUAGUGGUUGACAAAACUACUCAUUUAGGACUGUCUCGAGAAACCGAAACUCAAAAUUUAGCACAUUCGCGUAUGAAUCAAAGCCAAUUUCAAGCACAUGCACGCUUCGAACUUCCCAAGAUUAAAACUCCUACCUUUGAAGGUUGUUUUGACACCUGGUUAACCUUCCACGAUUCCUUCAAAUCCAUGUGUCACAACAAUCAAUCUAUCUCUCCUAUCCAAAAAUUUCACUAUCUGAAAGCAUGUUUGACCGGGGAAGCUGCCGAAGUAAUUUCUUCGCUCGAAACCACUGAGAGUAAUUACGAUGUAGCGUGGAAUCUUUUAAAAGAAAGAUUCGACAAUCGGAAAUUUAUUGCUGAAAGUCAUGUGCAUGCUUUAUUUGAACUUUCAACAGUAUCGAAAGAAGUUUCGGUUAGAUCCUUAUUGGAUAAUUUUCAAAAACGCUAUCGGGCACUUCGGGCUCUCGAUCAACCUGUCGAACAAUGGGACACUCUCCUCAUUUAUAUCUUACGCAUGAAACUUAACAACUACAAUCGCGAAAAAUGGGAAGAAUCAGUUGGUAGCACUCAACUUCCCUCACUUAAAAAAAUGACUGAUUUUUUAGAACAGCGUGCUUUAAUUGAAGGGACUCAAACAAUGUCCAAAUUACAUGUUUCUAAAAAUCAGGUCAAAAAUUCAGUAAAGGGUUCAACCUGUCUCACCACCACGGUUCAGAAUGAAAAACCAAAAUUCAAAUUUUCAUGCCCAAUUUGUCAGAAACCUCAUAUGCUUUACACUUGUCAGCAAUUUCAAAAUCUAUCUCUCAAGGAAAGAUAUGACGUAGUGAAGAAGGCUUCAAUUUGUUUUAAUUGUUUUUUCUCGAACCACAAGACUAAUGAUUGUCGAAAGGAAGGUUGCCAUAAGUGGUAUCAAAAACAUCACACUAUGUUGCAAUUUGAAAAGGAAAAGGUUGAGGAAAGUAAAGACAUUCCAUCAACUACAACGUCUCUUGUCAAAUUUGAAGACAAAGGCCCUUCCCAGGUACUUUUAGGAACAGUUGUUAUAGAUAUUCUAGAUGGUAAAGGUAAAUAUCAGCCUUGUCGUGCUCUUCUAGAUUCUUGCUCACAGUGUAAUGCUAUCACAGCUAAAUUUGCUGAAAGGUUAUGUCUUUCUCAAAACUCGAUUGAUAUCAAAUUGCGAGGAGUAGAAAAUCUUCAAUCAAAAAUUUCUCGCUCGGUGUCUAGCCAAAUCAAGUCUCGCUAUCAUAAUUCCAAUCUAUAUAUGAAGUUUCUAAUCUUCCAGGAAAUUUCUGAAGCAAUGCCUUGUGUUCCUCUUGAUAGAAGGUCAAUAAACGUUCCUGAAGGUAUCUUUUUAGCAGAUCCUUCUUUCCACGAUUCAAGAGAAAUAGAUAUUUUGAUUGGUGCAGAGUAUUUUUAUCAAUUAUUGCACACUGGACAAAUUAGGGUGAACAAUCAAACAGCCGUGUUUCAAGAAACCGACCUGGGGUGGAUUUUGUCAGGACGAGUCACGCAUUCUCAAAAACAAUUUAAUGCAAAGUCUAAACCUCAAAACAAAAUAAUUUGUAAUGUUAUUAAUCUCGAAGAACUCCCAAUUUUAUGGGAAAUCGGGGAAGAUAAAAAACAAAAAAUUCUAUCAGAGGAAAAAGUAUCUGCAGAGAACCACUAUUCAGAAACAAUAAAACGCUUAGAAUCAGGUAGUUAUAAAACAGAACUUCCUUUUAAUGAAAAAAAGAAUCUUUUUGGGAAAUCGAGCGAGUUAGCAUUUCAAAGAUUUUAUUCACUUGAGAAAAAGUUUCUUAAAAAUCCUGUCUUAAAAGAGCAAUAUUCUGAUUGCAUUCAAGGUUAUCUGGAUGAGGGACACAUGUCUCUUCUAAAAACUGAAGAUACACAAAAACCAGGUUAUUUUCUUCCGCAUCAUGCUGUCUUUAAAGAGGAUAGUAUCACAACGAAAACUCGCGUUGUGUUUAAUGGCUCAGCCAAAUCGUCUACGGGAAUUUCCCUUAAUGACACAUUUUUUAUAGGGCCAACAAUUCAAAAUAAUUUGUUUUCAAUCGUUCUUCGAUUUCGAUCCUUUCCAUAUGCUCUUACUGCUGAUAUUCAACAGAUGUAUAGGCAGAUAGAAAUUGCGGAAAAGGAUAGAGUUUUUCAAAAAAUUUUGUGGCGAUUUUCCCCAGAAGAACCUAUUCAAAUUUAUACUCUUAAUACAGUUACAUUCGGUACUUCUUGCGCUCCUUUUCUGGCAAUUCGAACGCUUCAUCAACUUGCCGACGAUGAAGAGAAUAAUUUUCCACUCGCAUCGAUGAUUUUAAAAAGAGAUUUCAAUGUUGACGAUGUAUUAACUGGAUCUCAAACCUUCCAAGGUGCGUUACAGCUUAGAAAUGAUUUAAUUGAAUUGUUAAGAAGGGGAGGUUUUGUUCUUCGAAAAUGGGCUUCAAAUCAUGCCGCAUUAUGCACUGAUUUUUUAAACAAUCAAUCUGACAAUUACAUGUCUUUGGAUCUUUUCGAUACAAUUAAAACAUUGGGAUUGUAUUGGGAUCCAAAAUCGGAUACAAUUAUGUACACCGCCAAUCAAGACGAAUCAACUGAAAUUUUGACAAAAAGAUUGUCAAUUCAAAAUAGAUAUUUUUGGUCCUAUUCAAGUAUUGUUUUAAAUUGGGUGAACACUCCUCCUCACAAAUUAAAAACUUUUGUAGCUAAUCGGGUUUCAGAAAUCCAAGCAUUAACCCAUUUUAGUGAAUGGAAACACGUUCCCACUAAAGAAAAUCUCGCGGACUUUAUUUCACGCGGACAAAAUUCGGAAAACUUUCUAGAAAAUCUCAUGUGGAUAUCAGGUUCUCAAUGGCUAUGUCAAAAAGAGAAUACAUGGCCACAAUUAGAGAUUCAAACACUAGAGGUUCCCGAUCGCGUAAUAGCUUAUUGCCAGCGAUUUAUUUCUUCCUGUAAAAUAAAAAAUGCAGGAAAUCGAGAAACGGGCAGUCUCACUACCUGUGAACUCGAAAAGGCCACAAUCACUAUUAUUAAAUUGGUGCAAUCAGAAUCAUUUUCGGAAGAAAGGAAAGCCUUAAUGAAAAAUCAAGAAGUUCCAAAAAGAGUCCCCUCUUGCCUCUUCAUCCAUUUUUAA
Messenger RNA from Leptopilina boulardi, 3501 nucleotides. RefSeq lists its product as uncharacterized. Lineage: Eukaryota; Metazoa; Arthropoda; Insecta; Hymenoptera; Figitidae. The coding region runs from base 1 to 3501 and encodes 1166 amino acids. The record is from RefSeq and is a predicted model, not a curated record. The transcript is spliced from 3 exons.